AUGAUGAUGCAAAUGGAAAACUUCACCGCUUACGGCGGGCCCCACCCAUCUAAUUCCAAUCCCACCCCUCCACCGCCACCGUCACCGCCGGCGAUUCACAACAUCUCUUUCGUCUCCGCCGCCGCAGCAACAACAGAAGAAGAAAGAAACAAAAAUUCCGCGGCGGCGAUGAGGGAAAUGAUAUUUCGUAUAGCCGCCAUGCAGCCGAUAGUUAUUGACCCGGCUUCAGUGAAGGCGCCGAAGAGAAGAAACGUUAGGAUAUCCAAAGAUCCUCAAAGCGUGGCGGCUCGACAUAGGAGAGAGAAGAUUAGUGAGAAAAUAAGGAUUCUUCAACGGUUAGUUCCUGGAGGGAUAAAGAUGGAUACGGCGACUAUGUUGGAUGAAGCUAUUCUUUAUGUUAAGUUUUUGAAAACCCAGGUUCAGUCUCUUGAGAGGAUUUCUGCCGGCGACGGCGACGUUAAUGGAUUUACCGGUGAGUAA
Molecule: messenger RNA, 480 nt
Organism: Impatiens glandulifera
Lineage: Eukaryota; Viridiplantae; Streptophyta; Magnoliopsida; Ericales; Balsaminaceae
Product: transcription factor HEC2-like
Exons: 1
Coding region: 1-480 (159 amino acids)
Biological process (GO): regulation of DNA-templated transcription
Molecular function (GO): DNA-binding transcription factor activity; protein dimerization activity
Source: RefSeq, a predicted model, not a curated record